AUGAACGCCGCUGGCAAGAACGUCAGAUUCGAGGACAAAGUUCGCGAAGACAUCGAGGGAAGAAACAAGAACAAAGGCAAAGGGAAAGCAAAGGCACCACCGGUGACUAUCGAUGAUGAAAGCAGUGAUGAUGAAGAUUUGCUUGCUGGAGAAGAUGGUGAUCCACAUUACGAGAUGCUGAAGAACAUGCUCGAAAGUUUCCAGGGACAAGGCGGUAUGGCUGGUCCAGCUGGCAACCUCAUGGGACUUAUGGGCAUGGGCAAGUUACCACGGGAGUGA
This is a messenger RNA of Aureobasidium vineae, 279 nucleotides long. NCBI's taxonomy places the organism in Eukaryota, Fungi, Ascomycota, Dothideomycetes, Dothideales, Saccotheciaceae. The record is from the annotation of a GenBank genome assembly.